Electrophorus electricus (electric eel) is the source of this 2176-nucleotide messenger RNA. RefSeq lists its product as uncharacterized. NCBI's taxonomy places the organism in Eukaryota, Metazoa, Chordata, Actinopteri, Gymnotiformes, Gymnotidae. The record is from RefSeq and is a predicted model, not a curated record.
UUAGUUGGCCCCUUUCUGCGCUAGCCAGCAAAAGACAGGACUGGUCCUCACCGUACAUUCGUGCAUGUCCGCUUGAGAGCGAGAGCCAUCGCCACACAGUUUCCAUGACGAGAUCUACUGCUACCAAACUCACUGUUUUCAUCUUCCUCGCUUUCAUUGUGUGCCUACCAGAGUUCUUCCCUUCUGAUACAGAGAUACAGAUCCAAUUUUUCUGUUUGCCCUUUGACCCCUGUGAUACUACAAGUGGGCAUGCUCCUAAUGGUGAAGGACAGGACUGUGACGAGACACCUGUAGUGUCUCAGAAUGAGGGUGGAGCUAAGCCCCUGUGUAAAGAGGAGGCCAAAAACACGACCAAUCAGGAUGAGCUCGUAAAGGACUGGUUUGUGUGUGAAACCCAGACUGACCUGCAGAGUCUCCAUGACAACACUUCACUCUCAGGUGUGGACGUAGAGAUUGUGCUGGAUCUCCAGACGACGAAACUUUCUCUGCAGAACGUGACCGCACGUGGCCGCUUGAACUGGAGCGGACUGCACGGAUCUUUCCAGAACGUCACGUUGAUCCACUGCUGCGGGCGACCAGAAAACAAGUCCCACACGCUGCCAACAGGGCCUUCGAGACCAAACGCGUCCCAACCCGUCGUGCCUUCAAAACCACUCCCCUCCUCAGCAGAGCCGAGCUCAGCACUGAGUCCAGGACAAACCGACUCCGCCUUAAACCUCACUCGCAGACUGCACGUGAGCCAGUGCUUCCUUCACUACCCGGCAACAGCUGUUUCCAGGACACCUGCUAAGAAAGGUUACUGGUGGUGCAUUACCGCCACUGUGUGGUUGGUUCUGGUAUUCAUCGUGGUCAUAGUGGUCCUUAUAAGUUUUGGGGUUCAGGUCUACACAAAGAGGAGCUGUUCUCACAAACAGACUGUAUCUGUCCCAUCUACUGUCAGCCAGCCAAGAAAGCUUUGUAAACAAAAAAGUAAAUCUCUAGGUGAUUUGCCAGAUUUUUUCCACACAGAAGAUGAGCUGCUGUUCGUGGAGGAGACUCUCGCAGAACACUCAAGAGGGCUCUUCCCAAUUAUUGAGACAUCUGGGGAUGAAGGAGAAGGCGAAGAUGUAUCUGACAGCACAAUGACAGAAGAAGGGUCUAAGGAGUCUUUGGACAUGGGCCAGACACCAGCACACACCCAUUCUGACUACUUAAGUAGCUUACCUACAUCAUCGAGGCAAUUUGUUUUCUUAUGACAAAGAUGGAGGGAUGUAAACAUAAAAAGGAGAAAGAACAACUUAUGUCUUCAUGAGGAAAAACUAUCAGCCUUCACAAUAUUAUUUCAGUGCUCUUAUAUAUGGUGUGAUGGAGCUACCCUCCACCAGUGUGUUCAUAUGGACUCAGUGUUUGAGAUGCACAUACGCUGUGUAUAUAUAAAUGUAUAUAUGUAUGCAAUUAGCACACAGGAAUUCUUUGGUCAGACUUUAUUGAUGUGAUUUACUGAGUGAUGAUUGACAUGCAUGGAAAAGGUGUUAUUUGUUGAGGACCUACAGGGAACGAGAAAUGAAACGAACUCCCCCAUAUAAGCUUGAGGGGAAAUUCAAGAGAGAGAUGUUUUGAAGUUUAUUGAUAGUGGAGAAUUUUUGAUUGAUGGAUUUUUCCUUGAACUUGUAAAUGCUUGUAAAUACUAGUUUCCUUUUUUGAAUAUUAUUUGUUUUUUAUUGGAUAUGGUUUUUCAUCUGCACUGGAGCACUGGGAUCCAAUAAACACCUUUUCUUUUGUAGCACACUUGGAUUGUACCAUGUGUCUUUUCCACUGGACCAUUACAUAUGGUAAGAAAAAAAAAUCCUCAUUCAUUUUCACCUUUAAGUUACAUUAAAUUACCUUAAAGGCCUUGUGUUGUAUGCAUAUACAUUUUUUACUCAUUUUUGUCAAUUAAGAUUUGUAAUAAAAAGGAUUUGUAAUUUAAAAAAAGCAAAACUCAUUGUAUAUAUACUCAUUGUAUGUGUGAAUGAAUACAUGUGUAUGUAUAUAUGUGUAUGUAUAUUUCAGGGAAACCACUUUCUCAGCAUUUGUUUUUUACUUUCCCUGUAUUUGCUUUUUCUGUUGUUUUGUGUUCUUUGUAUUUACUGUACCUUCUUGUGCAGCAAAUAAAAAUACAGUGUGGUUUCUGUCUAUUUACAGAGAACAAUACUUA